CUUCUCUGAAGUAAGACAGCUGAACUUGAGGGACAAAGGAAACCUAUAACUGUCCAGUCCCUCACAGUUCGAGCUGCUAGAGUGAACAGAACAGAACACUUGACUCAGAGAUCUUUGUAAUGGGUCCAGAAGAGAAACUUAACACCACGUUUGUUCGCCCUGCAAGGUUCUAUCUCAGUGGGUUUACCAACAUCCCUCAUGUGAAGUAUUACUAUGUGUUCCUGUGUUUUGUCUACAUCCUGACUGUUCUGGGGAAUGGCUCCCUCAUGUUAGUUAUUUACCUGGUGGAGGCCCUGCAUACUCCCAAAUACAUGAUUGUGUUUAACCUGGCGUUGGUAGAUUUGUGUGGCAGCACGGCUCUCAUACCAAAACUCUUAGACUCCUUUUUGUUUAACAGGAGGUACAUCGUCUAUGAGGCUUGUUUGAGUUACAUGUUCUUUGUUAUAUUGUUUGGAGGCUUGCAGUCAUGGACGCUUGUCACAAUGGCAUUUGACAGAUUAAUAGCGAUUUGCUUCCCUCUAAGGUACCAUAGUAUUGUUACUAAACAAGUUAUUGGUGUGAUGCUGAUGUUUUCAUGGGUUUUUAUUACAGGUUUAUUGACAUGCUUUUUAAAGCUAAUUGAUCGUCUUUCAUUCUGUGGAUCUUUGGUGGUGACAAGCUUUUACUGUGAUCAUCCCCUUGUUUAUCGCCUGGCUUGCAAUGACAAUUCUAUGAAUAUCCUAAUGUCGUAUAUUGGUUUGUUUGCCAUCAUCUGUAUACCUCCUAUUUUGAUAGCACUGACAUAUGUUUGUAUUUCAGUAGCACUGAAAAGGAUUGCAUCAGGAGAGGAGCGACUUAGAGCGUUCAAAACUUGUUCAUAUCAUCUGAUUCUUGUGGCUAUUUUCUUUUUGCCAGUUCUUUGCAAUAACAUAAUCUCAUUGUCUUCUUAUAUUCAUCCUAAUGUCAGGAUCAUUAACAACUCUCUGACACUCACCAUACCAGCAAUGCUUAACCCCAUUGUGUACGCUUUAAAGACAGAGGAAGUUCUUAACUCUAUCAAGAAGAUUCUGAAAAGAAAGAAGAUAAAUAAAGCUCGUAAAAAAUAAUGAAAUGUUUAUCAAUGCUAUUAAUCACACAUGCGAAGUGUCUUCAGUUUCUCCUACCAGUCUUUUACUUAUACAUUUUUUAACAUCAUGUUCUUUGCUAUAUAAUGAAACCUGAAAAUAUUGUUCCCUUUCUUUACUCAUGGUAAUGUGUAAUGAUUCCCCACAUAAUGAUGUCCCUGUUUUUGUAUUUAGACCUCUUCAACAUUUGGAUAGCUCACAUAUUGUCCUGCUUUUGUGUCUUUUCUUUGUU
Messenger RNA from Notolabrus celidotus (New Zealand spotty), 1335 nucleotides. RefSeq names its product olfactory receptor 1-like. Gene Ontology annotation, cellular component: membrane. Gene Ontology annotation, biological process: G protein-coupled receptor signaling pathway. The record is from RefSeq and is a predicted model, not a curated record. Gene Ontology annotation, molecular function: olfactory receptor activity; G protein-coupled receptor activity. NCBI's taxonomy places the organism in Eukaryota, Metazoa, Chordata, Actinopteri, Labriformes, Labridae. The transcript is spliced from 3 exons. Bases 120 to 1085 code for a protein of 321 amino acids.